Closterium sp. Naga37s-1 is the source of this 951-nucleotide messenger RNA. NCBI's taxonomy places the organism in Eukaryota, Viridiplantae, Streptophyta, Zygnematophyceae, Desmidiales, Closteriaceae. The record is from the annotation of a GenBank genome assembly.
AUGCUCUCUCCCCCCACCACGUCCCUCCCCCAGCAGCAGCAGCGGCGGGAUAUCACAGGAGGAGCAGCAGCGGUGGGGAUAUCUGCGCAGUGUGCGGCGUUGCUCACUGUCUCCGCGUCUGCGUCGGUCACUCCUCCAUUCGUCGCGGCACGCGUCGCCGGCAGUGCUUCAUCAUCCGCGCCCGUGGAGUCAGCGUCUUUUGAGGCGCCACAAAAGUCAUCAUCCGCGCCCGUGGAGUCAGCAGCGAUCGCGAGUCAGGUUGCUUCCGCGGCCACGAGUCAGGUUGCCGAGCCUUUGGCGCGGAAAGGGAAGACUGUGGAAAAGUACGUGGCGAAGUUGAGACCUACUGUGGUCAACGGGAAAGUGGUCGGCUGCAAAGGUGCAUCGGGAAAAAUGGUCAUGAAGGUCGUGAGGUAUUCAGCAACAUCCUUCAAUUUCGUUAUGUCCGUCACCGUCUUGAAGCUGAAACCGAGUGGUGCCGUUCCUGAUAUCUCAAAUUACGGCCCUUCCUGCACUGCGGGUGACUAUGGAAGCGGCAUCAUCCUUCGAGCAGCAGGAGCAGGAGCAGCAGCUGCAGCAGCAGCAGCAGCAGCAGCAGCAGCAGCAGCAGCAGCAGCAGCAGCAGCAGCAGCAGCAGCAGCAGCAGCAGCAGCAGCAGCAGCAGGAGCAGCAGCUGCAGCAGCAGUAGCAGCAGCAGCAGCAGCAGCAGCAGCAGCAGCAGCAGCAGCAGCAGCAGCAGCAGCAGCAGCAGCAGAAGCAGCAGCAGCAGCAGCAGCAGCAGCAGCAGCAGCAGCAGCAGCAGCAGCAGCAGCAGCAGCGGCGGCAGCAGCAGCAGCAGCGGCGGCAGCAGCCGCAGCAGCAGCAGCGUUCGCCGCAGCAGCAGCAGCGUUCGCCGCAGCCUCCACUUUUGCAGCAGCUGUUCCCACCACUCGGCCGCGUCGCCUUCCUUAG